UUUUUUACUAGUUUUCCUAGCUAGUUGAAUACCGUUUUUUGUUGAAAAAUGAUCCUUGCUCCUAAUAGUCAAACAGAAUAAUCCUUGCUCUAUGUAUAAAAGUAAAUCCUAGGAGUCGAUCAACAAUCCAAAAACAGUUGUUUGAGUACAUAAUUGAUCAAGCUCUACGAUGGCAUCAAAUAAGGAAGAGGUGAAGGUUUUUGGAAUGGUGGGAAGUCCAUUUUCAACCAGGGUGGAAAUAGCUCUAAAGUUGAAGGGAGUUGAAUACAAAUGUGAGAACGAAAAGUUUGGGAACUUGAGUGAUACACUCAAAAAUUACAACCCUGUUUAUAAGAAAGUUCCUGUUUUAGUUUAUAAUGACAAGCCCAUCUCUGAAUCACUUGUGAUUCUUGAGUAUAUUGAUGAGACUUGGAAACAAAACCCUAUCUUGCCUUCUGAUCCUUAUCAAAGAGCCAUGGCUCGUUUCUGGUCCAAUUUCAUUGAUGACAAGUGUAUGAAUGAUGUACGGAAAGCUUGUUUCACUUUUGAUGAGAAAGAACGUGAGAAGAGUAUUGAGGAAACAAAAGAGGCUCUUCGAUUUCUUGAGAAUGAGCUCAAAGACAAAUUCUUUGGUGGAGAGGAUAUUGGUUUUGUUGACAUUGCUGCUGUGAUCAUAUCUUUUUGGAUCUCUCCUAUAGAAGAAGCAUUUGGACUGAAAUUGUUCACUAGUGAGGAAUUUCCCAAGCUUUAUAAUUGGAGCCAAGAAUUCAACAACCAUCCAAUUGUUAAUGAAAAAUUGCCUCCUAGAGAGAUCCUUUUGACAUUCUACAAAGGUCGUUAUGAAGAACAUUUUGGUUCAAAAUAGAUCAAUUUAAGGUGAUAUGUACUUGUGAUAUUUAAGGAAAAAUGUCAAAACUACUUGUUUGUCAUUUUAGUUUCUGUUUGAAUUUUGAUGUCAUACUAGAUAUAAUGCAACCUAGAUAUCUCCAUGGUUAAAAAAUUCUAGGGUUUUGUUGUUCAGGUUUACUAUUUUAGUUACAAAUUCUUAUUCCAUGAAAUCCACGAGUGAUAGACUACUAUUUUUUUGUCUGUAAAAAUAAUUUUUUAACGGGGAAGGAAAAUAUAUGUUAUCUUUUGCUUUUCAA
Molecule: messenger RNA, 1124 nt
Organism: Medicago truncatula (barrel medic)
Lineage: Eukaryota; Viridiplantae; Streptophyta; Magnoliopsida; Fabales; Fabaceae
Product: probable glutathione S-transferase
Exons: 2
Coding region: 170-844 (224 amino acids)
Biological process (GO): glutathione metabolic process
Cellular component (GO): cytoplasm
Molecular function (GO): glutathione transferase activity
Source: RefSeq, a predicted model, not a curated record